AUGCCGUCUCUUCUUCAAUCUAUAACAAUAACCACAUGUAUCUUGUUUGUUCUCAUGGUUGUUCUUUCGUGGAGGUUGUUCGAAUUCAAAGAGUAUACGAGCAGCAGUUUGCAACAUGUUCGUCAACAAGUUAUAAAAAAAUAUGUCAAUUUAACGAUGGGAGGUUAUGAGGAUUACUAUGAACUACUUAACUUAAUGGACGAGGAAGUGAAUGAUCUUCUUCAAGCUCAAACUAUUGAAUCAAAGAAAAGCCUGGAAUUAUCCCUUAAUUUGGCAACCGGAAUAGGUUCCUUCCUCCAAAUCAAAAACUCAAAAUGGAUGUCUUUGUACAUUUUCAUUUUGAACAUCAUCUUCAACAUCCUGUGCAUGAUUGCAACAAACAAACUUACGCAAACAUUACAGGAAUGUUUUGAUUAUAUACCGAAAGAGAGAAAACAUAAGCUUCCGAAGAAGAACGUUUUCCUGACUUUCCAUAAACAGUUGGCUGAGGGGAAAGAACCUGAAAUCAAAGUAGUUAAUGAACAAGGAAGGAGUGAAGCUUUCAACAGAAUCCUUCCACACUUCCGGUCGGAGCUGGUUCAAUCAGUUCAACACACUUAUCCCAGUCUUCUUCCACUAUUUAUUUAUAUGAUCAUAAUAUUCUUCACGACUUGUAUUCAUUGCUGGAUUGAGUCUCUGGAAUUUUUGCCCGCACUGCAACACAUUUCCGAGUAUAUAAAUGGAAUAGAGUUUGAUGAAAGUAUUCAUGUUGUUCUAAUGGCUUUCUGUUUGUUGUCCAAAGUUUUCUAUGUCACAAUGGUCUGGAGCACUGCUGAAUUUUUCAUUCAAUUCUGUUCUUGGAUAUGCAGAAUCAAGUUCACCCCACAACCACUUCUCAUUGAAUGA
This is a messenger RNA of Auanema sp. JU1783, 885 nucleotides long. Lineage: Eukaryota; Metazoa; Nematoda; Chromadorea; Rhabditida; Rhabditidae. The record is from the annotation of a GenBank genome assembly.